CUCCCACCUUAUCCAAGCGCAGGCGCAGGCGCGCGUGACUGUAUAUAUAACGCCGCCGCAUGUCGAUAAACAGCUGUGACGCUGUAACCCUGUGACAAGAGCAUUAGUGAUCCUUUGCGCGUUAUUUUUUCCAGUUUGUCCGAUUCAAGCGAGGUACGGAAAGAAAUUAGACGUUCAAAAAUUCGCGAUCUAAAGGAAAAUUCGGAAACAUGUUUCGAUUUUUCGUGGCGGCCGCGGCACUCUUUGUGCUAAUCGACGCGGAGAUCCAAAGAAUUCAAUUGCACAAGAUGGAUUCUAUCAGAAAAGUUUUGAAGGAAGUUGACACUGAUCUGCAACAAAUUCGUUUGACUGAAGUUAAUGCUGUACCAGAACCUUUGUCCAAUUAUUUGGAUGCUCAAUAUUAUGGUGUUAUCAGUAUCGGAACUCCACCGCAGGAUUUUAAAGUAAUUUUUGAUACUGGCUCCUCAAAUCUUUGGGUACCGUCCAAAAAUUGCCAUUUUACUAACAUUGCGUGCUUGUUACAUCAUAAAUAUAAUAGUAAAAAAUCCAGCACAUAUACACCAAAUGGUACUGAAUUUGCUAUUCAAUAUGGUUCUGGCAGUCUAUCUGGAUAUUUAUCUACUGAUGUAGUGAAUGUUGCUGGUCUCAAUGUUCAGAACCAAACAUUCGCAGAAGCGAUGAGCGAGCCAGGUUAUGCAUUCGUCGCUGCAAAAUUUGAUGGUAUCUUGGGCAUGGGUUAUUCUACGAUAGCUGUUGAUGGAGUGACACCUGUCUUCUACAACAUGGUCAAACAAAAGUUGGUACCACAAGGCGUUUUCAGCUUUUAUCUAAAUCGAGAUCCUUCAGCCAAGGAAGGUGGGGAAAUGCUAUUAGGUGGUUCUGAUCCUGCUCAUUACGAUGGCGAGCUCACAUAUGUUCCUGUUACUCGCAAAGGAUACUGGCAGUUUGCACUGGAUAGGAUCAAUAUAAGUGGUCAGACCCUAUGUCCGAAUGGUUGCCAAGCUAUCGCUGAUACAGGCACCUCCCUAAUAGCUGGACCAACAGCAGACGUUGCAGUUAUUAACAAGCUAAUUGGAGCUACUUCUAUUAGUGGACAGGCAAUAGUGAAUUGCAAUCAGAUUCCUCAGUUGCCUACAAUCGAUAUUGUUCUGGGUGGUAAGACAUUCAGUCUCUCUGGUGAGGAUUACGUUCUUCAGAUCAAACAAUUUGGCACCACGAUCUGUAUCAGCGGUUUCAUGGGUUUUGAUCUUGGAUCGCAUGAACUGCAAUGGAUCUUGGGCGAUGUAUUUAUCGGCCGUUAUUACACCGAAUUCGAUUUGGACAACGAUCGAGUGGGAUUCGCCCCAGCAAAAUAAAUCGUCGUUUGCCUUUUCUUAAAGUUACCAUUACACCUUAGAUCUAAUUUACCAUCGCAAAUAAUUAAGUAAAAUUCUGUUUUUCUUUUAAAUAGCAUUUGAUGCUUAUUGUCUUGCAAUUUUUACUUAUAAUUAUCCAUGUAGUACAUUGUUAUAUGCGGAUGUGAUAUUUUUUUAAAUUAAAAACGAAGAUGUAUGCAAUAUCUUCCAAUAAUUUAAUAUAUCAACAUAUAAUAUGAUAUUAUUAUAAGCUAUAUAUUGUCUGAAUAAAAAAUAAAAAAUAUAUAUUCCUUUUA
Messenger RNA from Formica exsecta, 1651 nucleotides. RefSeq names its product lysosomal aspartic protease-like (gene cathD). The transcript is spliced from 8 exons. The record is from RefSeq and is a predicted model, not a curated record. The coding region runs from base 210 to 1355 and encodes 381 amino acids. Gene Ontology annotation, molecular function: aspartic-type endopeptidase activity. Lineage: Eukaryota; Metazoa; Arthropoda; Insecta; Hymenoptera; Formicidae. Gene Ontology annotation, biological process: cell death; proteolysis. Gene Ontology annotation, cellular component: lysosome.